AUGGUAGUCAUCCGCUAAUCUAACCUGUAUUUUUUUGCUUUAAUCCUUACCUACCCCACUUGUCAAUUGUUUAGCAAGCUGUCAGUGCAGUUGUAUGGAAAAAUCUAAUUACAAGGAAAAUGCUCUUAAAUAAUGCUGGUAUUCAAAUACGAUAAACAAGUGUUCCUGUUCACAAUACGCAGAAGACGGCUAUGCGUAGCCACGCUCAUAGUGUGCGGUAUAUUCAUUUCUUACCAAUUUCUGAUUCACUAUUUUUUAUCAAAUCAAAAGCCCAAAAGCAGGCCAGAACCAGAACUAGCCAGGAUAAGGGGUAGUCAUGUUCAAGAAGGCCUGUUUUAUGCGCCAGUGAAUGGCAAAUUCACCUGUAUCAAGAGUGGCGAAGUUAUUUCUUUUCAGCAAGUGAAUGAUAACUACUGUGACUGUGCCGAUAGUAGUGAUGAGCCAGGAACGAACGCCUGUCCUGAUGGAUUGUUCCACUGUGGAAUCAUCUCAGCGAACCCAAAGUAUCCCAAAAUGGUCCCUUCCAGUAAAGUAAACGAUGGCAUCUGCGACUGCUGCGAUGGCUCUGAAGAGUAUGAAGUACAGCAUUUACUAGGACAGCUCCAUCAAAGCAACGACCUCUUCGCUGUGUGCCCGAAUAAAUGUUAGUUUUUUAGGAAUUAGGCAUACAGUGGGUCUGUCCACACUUUUCAUAAUGAAGAAAUCGCACGCACUGCGAAAUCCUCGCUCUAGCUGAAUAAAACUCAACAAAACAUUCAACAUCUGAUGAUUUUAUUGGAAAUUAAAUUAAUUUAAAAAAAUACACGAUUUGAAUGAAUACACUUCUUAGAAAUUAGAAAACACCAUUAUGUACACUGUAUGUAAAUAACGUGAUUGGUUGUAUCGGACAAACAAUCUGAAGUACAACCUACCAAUGAAUGUAAAGUGUGAUAAGUUCAAACGCAAAGUGCGCCUUGUAGCCGCUUUUACGAAAUAGUUAUUUUGAAAAAUGCUCGUUUUCCUUGAAGAUGUUUAAGUGUCAGUCUCAUUAAAACUAAAAAUAUGCAUAGUAUUAAAAAUUAUGAUUAACUUUGUGAUAAGUAUAAUGAUCUAAGUUUGAUGAAACCUAGAAGUGAAAAUGCCUGUUGCAAGCUAAGGACACCGUAUUCGCGCGAAUAACAUUGGGAAGUUUGAAUUGGAACGUUUAAAAAGGUAUCACAUUAGUACGCUAUUAAAGUGAAAUUGGGAACA
Messenger RNA from Dendroctonus ponderosae (mountain pine beetle), 1230 nucleotides. Its product is annotated as glucosidase 2 subunit beta. Gene Ontology annotation, cellular component: glucosidase II complex. Bases 133 to 648 code for a protein of 171 amino acids. Gene Ontology annotation, biological process: N-glycan processing. Lineage: Eukaryota; Metazoa; Arthropoda; Insecta; Coleoptera; Curculionidae. Gene Ontology annotation, molecular function: protein binding. The transcript is spliced from 3 exons. The record is from RefSeq and is a predicted model, not a curated record.